UUGGGCUUGGCAAGCAUUGUAACCCCGGAAUAGACACUGGGAUAUUGUGCAGUGUUGUUUUCUUAGCCUUUGUUUGUUGUAAUUUCACAUUCGAAAUGGCAGAAGAGAUAUUGUUGAUCGCGGGUGUUGCGAUUGCGGUGCUGAUGAUAUUUCGUAUUUAUGUACGUGGAGCGCAAUGCAAAAGUAAGGCUAAACUGCAUGGCAAGACGGUCAUCGUUACAGGUAGUAACACGGGCAUCGGUAGAGCCACAGCGGCGGAUUUAGCGCGGAGAGGCGCGCGAGUCAUUCUGGCCUGCCGUAACCAAAUACGCGGCCAAGCUGCUGUCGCUAUCGUGCAACGAGAAAGUGGAAGUAAAAAUGUGGUGUUCAUGGAGCUGGAUUUGGCCAAUUUGAAGUCAGUGCGCUCCUUUGCAGAGACCUUUCUCAAGACAGAGAGAAGACUGGAUAUUCUCAUCAACAAUGCAGGAGUUUAUAUGCAGGGCACUACUGAUGAUGGUCUUGGUCUUAUGUUUGGUGUCAACCACCUUGGUCACUUCCUUCUGACUAACCUAUUGUUGGACAGAUUGAAAGAGUGUGUGCCAAGCCGCAUUGUCACUGUAUCUUCAUAUUUACAUAAUUAUGGGAACCUUGACUUUGACACACUUCGCACUCACAAGGAGUUUGGAGUAGGUGAGUCUCCUGCGAGUGUCUUCUGGAUAUAUUCAAACAGCAAACUGUGUAAUGUGCUCUUCACACAUGAGCUCGCAAGGAGGCUACAAGGAACCAAUGUGACCUGUUACAGCCUCCACCCAGGUGCUAUAAACUCUGAUCUGACCCGUAAUAUGACUAAAAUGUCCAGAAGGUUAUUGAAACCCAUCGCAGCUCUGUUCUUUAAGGAUGUAGAGGCCGGUGCCCAGACGACUCUACACUGUGCUGUGCAGGAGGGCAUUGAAUCCCUGAGUGGCAGGUAUUUCUCCAACUGUGAUGUGCAGAAAGUGAAACCCAAGGCUCAAGAUGAUGCUGUGGCCAAAAAGCUAUGGGAAGUGAGUGAGACAUUAUGCGGUCUGUCCUGAAUCAUGAAUUGGAUACUAGCACUCAGAAUAUGUUGUUCUUAUUGCACAAAUUGCAGGUGUAACAAUGUCAAUUAUAUGUUUUACUAAAAUCAUCUGUCUUUUACUGAUUCAUGAAAAGAAAAUAAGACAUAGUUGGAGUACAACACAUUUAAUUGUUUGUUAUAUUGUCAUAUUCACUUGAAAUAAAACCCUAACAUUUUUUUUAAUUCAGUGACGCAAUCAUUAAAAAAAACAUCAUUAAAGUUUCUCAAAAUAAUUUGUCUUUGUUUUACUGCAGAAAUUAUAUUGCAAUUUCUAAGAGUAAUAUGAUGAAAGAUUUGAUCAAAUUAAGUAACCUGCUUGUUUCAGUAUAAAGAGAAGAUAAAAUACUCAAAUGCCUAAAAAUGUAUCUUUUUGUGAUCUUUAAAGGGUCUUUAAAUGUCUGUUUAUAAGGAAGAUCACUACUAGAGAUGUGAUAAUACAAUACAAAUUGUGUACGUAUUUUGUUUUUGCUAUAAACAUUUAAGUAAAUUGUUACUUUUU
Messenger RNA from Carassius carassius (crucian carp), 1574 nucleotides. RefSeq names its product dehydrogenase/reductase (SDR family) member 13b.1 (gene dhrs13b.1). The transcript is spliced from 5 exons. Lineage: Eukaryota; Metazoa; Chordata; Actinopteri; Cypriniformes; Cyprinidae. Bases 96 to 1052 code for a protein of 318 amino acids. The record is from RefSeq and is a predicted model, not a curated record.